AUGGGAGUGGAGUUUGGUCCUAGGGAAAAAGAUGAAGAUUAUACCAAAAAAUUUCAGGCAAAUCAAAAUAUUUUCCGAAAUUGUUCCAAUCAAAAUUCGAUUCAAAAAGAUCCACAAAUGGAUGUUUUGGCUUCACCCUUCUUAUCGUCAAACGUUUCCUUUUUCUCUCCGUUCAAAUCCGCGUCAAACGCCGUUUUUCCUGUAUUAUCUUUUGGUUUAGGUACUUGGCAAAUACAAAGAUUACGUUGGAAAGUUAAAUUAAUUGAAGAAUGUGAGGAUCAGUUGUCUAAACCACCAAUUAAUUUACCAAAAAAAGUAAAUUUGGAUGUUUUGAAAGGUUAUUUAUAUAGACGCGUUAAAACUUCGGGUCAGUUCCGUCAUGAUCAAGAACUUUACUUGGGCCCAAGAACAUUUAAUAAUCAACUUGGGUAUUAUAUUAUCACCCCAAUUGAACGUGAAAAUGGAUCCACAGUUUUGGUUAAAAGGGGGUGGGUUCCGAAAGAAAAACUCGAUCCAUCAAAGAGACCGGCUGGACAAAUCAAGGACAAUGUAAUCAUUGAAGGAUUGUUAAAAGGUUCAGAAAAGAAAACGUGGUUCGUUCCAGAAAAUAGCCCAGAAAAAAACCAAUGGUGCUGGCUAGACAUUGAUACUAUGGCUCAGAGAACAGGAGCUCAACCAGUACUGAUAGAACAAAGUUUGGAAGGAUCCCCUUUUCUGACGAAUCAUUUGAUCCAAAAUGGUAUCCCAGUCGGAAAAAUUCCAAAUGUGGAAUUACGAAACACGCACUUACAAUACGCAAUCACAUGGUAA
Funneliformis geosporum is the source of this 810-nucleotide messenger RNA. The record is from the annotation of a GenBank genome assembly. Lineage: Eukaryota; Fungi; Glomeromycota; Glomeromycetes; Glomerales; Glomeraceae.